Messenger RNA from Pipistrellus nathusii (Nathusius's pipistrelle), 2340 nucleotides. Lineage: Eukaryota; Metazoa; Chordata; Mammalia; Chiroptera; Vespertilionidae. The record is from the annotation of a GenBank genome assembly.
AUGUCCCGGCUUCCCACCGUCGCGGGCAGGGCGCCAAGGCGGCAAGAGGAGGGAGAGCGGCCCAGAGACCCCCAGGAAGAGCGGCCUUCGGCUGUCUCCGGCGCGGACAGAGAAGACAAAGGAUGCACAUCACAGGAGGGAGGAACUACUCCAACUUUUCCUAUUCAAACACAAAGAAAAAAGCUUAUUCAAGCUGUGAGGGACAAUUCGUUCCUUAUUGUUACUGGAAAUACAGGAAGUGGUAAAACAACCCAACUUCCAAAAUAUCUAUAUGAAGCAGGGUUUUCACAACAUGGAAUGAUCGGUGUGACUCAACCACGAAAAGUAGCUGCCAUAUCAGUUGCUCAGAGGGUUGCUGAAGAAAUGAAAUGCACUUUGGGAUCCAAAGUAGGAUACCAAGUUCGUUUUGAUGACUGCAGCUCUAAGGAAACAGCAAUCAAAUAUAUGACUGAUGGAUGUUUAUUGAAACAUAUUCUGGGAGAUCCAAAUCUUACCAAAUUCAGUGUCAUUAUUUUGGAUGAAGCCCAUGAGAGAACUCUAACUACAGACAUCUUGUUUGGUUUAUUGAAGAAGCUAUUUCAGGAGAAAUCUCCUAGCAGGAAGGAGCAUUUAAAGGUCGUGGUGAUGUCAGCAACUAUGGAAUUAGCCAAGCUCUCUGCAUUCUUUGGAAAUUGUCCAAUAUUUGAUAUACCUGGAAGGCUUUACCCAGUCAGAGAAAAAUUCUGCAAUUUGAUCGGCCCACGAGACAAAGAAAAUACUGCAUAUAUUCAAGCGAUUGUGAAAGUGACCAUGGAUAUCCAUUUGAAUGAAAUGGCUGGCGACAUCUUGGUUUUUCUGACUGGUCAAUUUGAAAUAGAAAAAAGUUGUGAAUUACUUUUUCAGAUGGCAGAGUCUGUUGAUUAUGAUUAUGAUGUUCAAGAUACCACUCUAGAUGGCUUAUUAAUAUUGCCAUGCUAUGGAUCUAUGACAACAGAUCAACAGAGGAGAAUAUUUUUGCCACCACCACCUGGAAUUAGAAAAUGUGUCAUAUCCACUAAUAUUUCUGCAACAUCUUUGACAAUAGAUGGAAUCAGAUAUGUGGUAGAUGGUGGCUUUGUGAAGCAGUUAAAUCACAAUCCCAGACUAGGACUGGACAUCCUGGAGGUGGUUCCAAUUUCAAAGAGUGAGGCAUUACAGCGAAGUGGUCGAGCUGGUAGGACUGCCUCAGGAAAAUGCUUUCGGAUCUAUAGUAAAGAUUUUUGGAACCAGUGUAUGCCCGACCAUGUGAUCCCUGAGAUUAAGAGAACUAGUUUGACAUCUGUAGUUCUGACCUUAAAGUGCCUUGCCAUACAUGAUGUUAUAAGGUUUCCUUAUUUGGAUCCACCUAAUGAGAGACUUAUUUUGGAAGCCCUUAAACAACUUUAUCAGUGUGACGCUAUUGACAGGAAUGGCUAUGUGACCAGAUUGGGUUUGUCUAUGGUAGAAUUUCCUCUCCCUCCACAUCUGACAUGUGCUGUAAUAAAGGCUGCUUCUCUGGACUGUGAAGAUCUACUACUUCCAAUAGCAGCAAUGUUGUCUGUGGAAAAUAUCUUCAUUAGACCUGUUGAUCCAGAGUACCAGAAGGAAGCAGAACAGAGACAUCGAGAAUUGGCAGCUAAAGCUGGAGGAUUUAAUGACUUUGCAACUUUAGCGGUCAUUUUUGAGCAGUGCAAAUCAAGUGGAGCUCCAGCUUCCUGGUGCCAAAAACAUUGGAUUCAUUGGAGAUGCUUAUUUUCUGCAUUUCGUGUUGAGGCUCAACUUCGAGACCUAGUCAGGAAGCUUAAACAGCAAAGUGAUUUUCCAAGAGAGACCUAUGAAGGCCCUAAACAUGAAGUACUACGAAGAUGUCUUUGUGCAGGCUAUUUCAUAAAUGUAGCUCGAAGAUCUGUUGGGAGAACAUUUUGCACAAUGGAUGGGCGUGGAAGCCCAGUUCACAUUCAUCCUUCCUCAGCACUUCACGAACAGGAAACAAAACUUGAAUGGAUCAUUUUUCAUGAGGUAUUAGUUACCACCAAAGUCUAUGCAAGAAUUGUGUGUCCAAUUCGCUACGAAUGGGUAAGAGACUUGUUACCCAAGUUGCAUGAACUUAAUGCACACGACUUGAGCAGCGUGGCCCGACAUGAAACAAGAGAAGAUGCAAGAAGGAGAUGGACAAAUAAGGAAAAUGUAAAACAGCCAAAGGAUGGAAUAUCAAAAGAAGUCCUAAAGAAAAUGCAAAGGAGAAACGAUGAUAAAUCCAUAUCAGAUGCCCGUGCUCGUUUCCUUGAGAGAAAGCAGCAGAGGGCCCAGGAUCACAGUGACACACUGAAGGGAACAGGCUAA